Pistacia vera is the source of this 1675-nucleotide messenger RNA. RefSeq lists its product as uncharacterized. The coding region runs from base 358 to 1431 and encodes 357 amino acids. NCBI's taxonomy places the organism in Eukaryota, Viridiplantae, Streptophyta, Magnoliopsida, Sapindales, Anacardiaceae. The transcript has 2 exons. The record is from RefSeq and is a predicted model, not a curated record.
UUUUUCUCUUUUUAGGGUUUUUAGAUUAUGGAAUUAUGCAUCUGGGUUGAUUUAUAAAUUUGGUUAGAGUUUGUUUAGGUUGAUUUUAGUUUCCUCUUUAAGAUUUUAGAGAUUAUAGUUAUGCUAAUCACUUCAGUGGGUAAUUGAAAUAUAUAGUGUUAUUGGGUAAUUUAUGAGCUUUGUGGGUUGUGGAUUGUUGAAGAUAGAGUUUUGUAAUGUCAUGGAUUUGUUAGUUGUGUAAAUUUGAUGUUUUUUGUUUUUGGUGGAGAGCAGAGUUGGAGUGGAUAGGUGGUGGUGUUGAUUUUAGCAAUUUCUUAAGUAUUCUUAAGAAUUUGUUUUGUUUGAAGUGUUAUCGCAAUGCCUUCUACCGAUCAUCAGGGUUCUUCGUUGCCCUUUCAUUCAUUUGGUCGUUCAUUUUGGAGUGGCAGGCGUGAACAGGUUCAUUCAAUAGAAGGGAAUAAUGAGCCUAAUGCCCAUGAUUUGGGGCUCGAAUCCUUCUACAAACAGGAGGAAUUCAGGGCUAUUUUGUUGAAAAACAAAGCUUUGUUGUCGAAAGCGCCUUUGGAUCGAGUAGUUGCUGACUUCUUUGAAAGGAGUUUGAAGGCACUUGACAUAUUUAAUGCAACUCGUGAUGGGAUUGAGAAGAUCCGUUUGUGGCAAAAGCAUUUAGAGAUUGUACUGUGUGCCCUUGGUUCUAGUCAGAGGGUGAUUGGUGGAGGCCAGAUUCGCAGAGCUAGAAAAGCUCUGAUGGAUUUGGCACUUGCAAUGCUAGAUGAAAAGGAUUCAGGGUCAGUUUUUUCGCACAGAAACCGGUCGUUUGGGCGUCAUAAUACCAGUAAGGAUAAUCAUCAUCGCCCACCUGGCCACUCUCGUUCUCUCUCAUGGAGUGUUUCACGAUCUUGGUCUGCUGCUAAGCAACUCCAAUCAAUUGCUAACAAUUUGUUGCCACCUCGAGCAAAUGAUAUUGCAGCUACAAAUGGGCUUAUUGUCCCCUUUUUUGCAAUGAGUUCUAUACUCAUGUUUGUAUUGUGGACUUUGGUUUCUGCAAUCCCUUGUCAGGAUAGAGGCAUGAAUGUUAAUUUUUCAAUCCCACGGCAAUUCUCAUGGGGUGCUCCGCUUCUCGUACUUCAUGAGCGUAUAAUGGAGGAAUCAAAGAAGCGAGAGCGAAGGAAUUCUAAUGGGUUGUUAAAGGAAAUCCAUCAGAUUGACCAAUAUGCUCGUCAAAUUACAGAUUUGGUGGAUUCGCCUCAGUUUCCACUUCCAGAGGAGCAGAAAAUUGAGGUUGAACAGGGGAUUACGGAGUUAGCAUCGGUUUUUGAAGCUAUUAAGAGUGGAUUGGAUCCGCUGGAACGCCAAUUGAGGGAAGUAUUCCGUAAGAUCAUGAAUAUGCGAUCAGAGGGUCUUGAUCUCCUAGGGAGGGGAAGUGAGUAAAUUUGAGAUGGUAAUCUGCUAGUGAGCAUCAAAUGUACAAAUUCGCGAAAAUGUUAUUAUAGACUAUGCAAGCCAUUUGCGAGGAGGAAGAAUGACUUCAGAUGGUGUGCAACAAUAAACUUGAGUAGGUAGCUUUCUUGUAUUUAUUUAUGUAUUUUCUGUAAAGAACAUAGUAUCUAUAUUCUUCUUUCUAUUGUAAGGUGCUGAUUACUGGUUUGGUUUGAUAUCAUUUUGUAUCUGAUAA